CUGUGUUUUAGGUUAUGUUUUCGAAACAUGUGCGUUAAGUCAAUUCUAAUGGUGAAAUUAACAUCGACUUAAAUAUAUUAAAUGGAUAAAAGAGCUGAUUAAAUUCUAUUACUAAUUAAAAAUGACGUCAGAAUUUGAAAUUGUAGUUGGAACUUACGAGCAAUUCAUUUUAGGAUAUAAAAUUGAAAAAACACAAGAGUCAAAAUGUGUUAUCAAACAAACCUUUGCAACAAAAUCCCACACUGGUUCAAUCCGUGCUGUUGCAUGCUGUGAAAGGUUCUUGGCUUCUGCUGGAUCCGAUGAUAGGAUAUUUAUUUAUGACAUGAAUACAAGAAAAGAAGUUCAAAUGCUUAUUCAUCAUUCUGGUACUGUCAACACCAUUGCCUUUACUCCAAAAGCCUCACAUAUUUUGAGUGGCGGUGCUGAUGGUGCUUUAGCUAUUGUCCGCACUGGAAACUGGCAAACAGAAAAAUUAUGGGGUAGUGCACAUAAAAAAUCAGCCGUUAAUCAUGUUGCUGUACAUCCAAGUGGAAAGCUUGCUCUGUCAAUUGGUGCAGAUCAUGUUUUACGGACAUGGAAUUUAGUUAAAGGAAGACAUGCUUAUGCAACUAACUUAUCCAGUCGUGGGCCUCAUGGUCUUCUUUUAGAUUCAAUUCAUUGGUCUAAAGAUGGUUCCCAUUUCACCUUAGCUGGUUCUAGGAAACUUGAUAUCUGGAGCAUAGAACACGCUGCAGUGAUUGACAGUCAAGAAUUAGACUCAAAAAUGACUAGUUGUUAUUGGAUUACUGAAACUAAAUUAGUUUGUGGAUUGGAAGAUGGUAAUAUAUUAAUAUAUGAUACAAAGAAUAAAUCGAAGCAUAUUGAAAAAGGACACAACUGCAGAAUUAAAUGUGUUGCUGGUAUUAAUAUGUAUAUUGUAACAUGCGAUAGCUCGGGUGUUAUAAAACUUUGGAUUAAUGAUGAUAAUGACGAUAUUCAAGAAAUGUGUUCAACCAAUGCUUCCUGUAGAAUAACAUGUAUCACUUUGGUUGAUAACAGAUGCUUAAAAAAAGAGGAAGUAGAAAAUAAGGUAGAAUUGAAUGUGUUACAAAAUGAACAAAGUAGUGACAAUGAGUCUUUAAAUAUGGAAAAUGAAAAUAAACCAAAAAAUCUUAAGAAACGAGGGCAGGUUGUUAUUAUUGAGGAAGAAAUAAAUGAAGUUAAAAUAUCUACUAAUGAAAAUGAAGGUAAAAGAAAACUUAAGACCAUUGAAAUUGAAGAAAAGGCUGUACCACAUAAAAAACAGAAAAAGAAGAAAUGCGAUUCAACUAUAAGAGAUGAAGCUGAACAAGAAUUUGAGCAAGAGUCCAAAUUAUCUGAAAAUUUGGAUUCAGACAUAGAUCAGUCAAGUGAGAAGGUUUCAAAGAAACAGAAAAAAAAGAAAUCUAAAAAUGAAAAGAAAACUAAAAUAGAUACAGAAGUUCAAUCUAGUAUACCAAGAGAAAAUACAUUUACUAUAGAAAAUGUUAACGGCAGAAAAAAAUCAAAGAAAGAUCGCAACAUACAAAAACAGUCAUUUGAAAGCGAAAUAUCACAUAGUACGAAUGUUGAGGAACAUAAAGUAAAGAAAAAGUGUAAGCCAAAUUCAGUUCAAAGUGAAGAAAAUGCUGAAAGUUUGUUGGAAAUAUCUGAAAUCAAGAAAUCUAAAAAAAAGAAAGCAAAAACUGUUGAAAAUUCAAGUAUAGAAUCCACUGAAGCAGAACAAAUAUCAAAUAUGCCCAUAAAAAUAAAGAAAAAAAAGCGUAAAAUGCUAGAAGAUGUUGAAUCAAAUAAUGAAAAUGAAAUUACAAAUGAUAUAGAUUUGCCUAUUAAAGUGAAAAAGAAGAAAAAGGAUAAAAAAAUGUAUUAGUAUUUAACAUUUAUUGGAUAAAUGUAUAAAGAAUUUAUUUUUUUAGGUAACUUUAAAUUAAAUAUUCUUAUUUCUAUAUGAAAAAAAUUAUACUACUGGAUAACGACAAUAUGAGUGACCCUCAAUAGCUUCUUCUGGAACCCAUUCUUCAUUUAUAGGUACCUUAUCACGCACGGCUUCUACCUAUGAAAUAAAUAGUAUAUUUAAAAACUAAAUUAAGCUGAAUUACUACGGUAUUCAAUUGUUGAUACCUCUUUCAAUACUCUAACCAAAUUUCCGCCAACCAGUUUUUUUAUGGCAAUGUUUCCUAUAAUGAUGAAACAAAAUGUUAAUUUGUAUUAAUGCCAUUUAUAUGUUAAUAUGACUUUGUAAAUUCAGAUUCAGAAAUUAUAAUUAUACUACUAUUUACCUAAUAAAUGACUGUAAACUUUGUUUAUGUGAUUAUAUGUUGUAAUUUAUUAUUAAAAAUUAUAUCAUAAUGGCUGUGUCAUUCACAAAUUGUUGGAAGAUCAGAAAUCAACUAUGCACUAGCAAACUAAACCAUACUUAAUAUCAAUUCAUGCUUUUUCAAUCUAUAUAAUUGUACACUAUGUGGCAUAGGAAUGUUUUUUGCUUCUUGUACUAAUAAAC
Messenger RNA from Ctenocephalides felis (cat flea), 2518 nucleotides. Its product is annotated as p21-activated protein kinase-interacting protein 1-like. The transcript has 2 exons. Gene Ontology annotation, molecular function: protein binding. Lineage: Eukaryota; Metazoa; Arthropoda; Insecta; Siphonaptera; Pulicidae. The record is from RefSeq and is a predicted model, not a curated record. Bases 122 to 1888 code for a protein of 588 amino acids.